Molecule: messenger RNA, 1371 nt
Organism: Plodia interpunctella (Indianmeal moth)
Lineage: Eukaryota; Metazoa; Arthropoda; Insecta; Lepidoptera; Pyralidae
Exons: 4
Coding region: 274-849 (191 amino acids)
Cellular component (GO): extracellular region
Molecular function (GO): chitin binding
Source: RefSeq, a predicted model, not a curated record
UGAGUGAGGCGCCGUGAGCAUUGUGCGCUCAGCUGUCAGCCACUGCGCCCGUGCCGCACCGUGUUGCGUAACUUUACCGCGCGACCGGCGACUUAUCAACCACAAUAAGAAAGCCAUAGCGUAUAAGCCAAGUUUCGCAAUAAGUCAAUCCUUUUAUGAGACCUUCAACUUCAAUGCCGCCUGAAGCCACCAUUGUGACACGGUUCAAUUGAAUAUGUGUUUUUGUACGGUUCUGUGAUUGAAUUUGUAUGUUAGCGGUACUUUGCCAGCAAGAUGAAGGGAAGAGCUCUUGGCGUUUUGUCAGCAGUGUUGAUAUCAUAUUUCACAAUCACAGGAUGUGCGGAAGAAGGUGGUCGAGUGAAAAGGGUCCGCGCGGACAGUGCCUCGGUCGCCAGGGAGCCUGCGCAGGCGCUGGAUGCACCUGAACCCGAACAGGACGCCGCUCCCGCGCCCCCCGCCUUCCUCAGCCCUUCAGUCAAGGAGUACCUUGAACUUGGCAUGGCAAUACCAGGUAAGCCAGGCACUGACUACCCCGUGCUGGGCGCGGUGCCGUACACCAACUUCUACUGCGACGAACAGCCUUAUCCAGGCUUCUUUGCUGACAUGGAGACGCGUUGUCAAGCUUGGCACUACUGCGACAUCGACGGGCGGCAGGCGUCGUUCCUGUGCCCCAACGGCACGGUGUUCUCGCAGGGCGUGGCGUCCUGCGACUGGUGGUUCAACGUGCGCUGCGCGCUCUCGCCGCAGCUCUACCCGCUCAACGCGCGUCUGUACCGCCGCAGGAAGCAGGCCCGGCCGCAGCCGCACAGGCUCAUUGACAAACAACUCGUUGAUGAGAUAUUCCUCUGAUUAAAAUAUGUUUGAGUUAUUCAUUGUGUGUUUGAGUAGAUGGAUGGGAAAUUUGCAAUGCGAUCGAGAAAGUUAGUCGAGACAAACUGUAGAUACAUGGAUAAUAACAUGUGAAUGAAAUAUGCUUAUGUAAAAGUAAGUUUACAGUGUUGCCAACUUCUAGUUUUUUUAUCCCAAGAAGUUGCUAGAAGUAGCUAAAUGUGAAUGUAAAUUAUGUAGGUAGUUACAAAAAAUAUAUUUGAAAUAUGUAACUAAAAAAAAAAUAAUAUGACAAUUGUAUUAACUGUCACAAAAAAUAGCUAGAUCUAGCUAAAAAGUGAAAUGGUAAUACAGUGUAGUAGGUACUCCGUUACUAAUUUCAUGAGUUUAUCUAAAAAUACGUGGUGUUGUCACCACACUGUUGCCACUUUUACCACACUGUGUGACUGUUAUUCAGGCGAAGAAUUAUUACUAUCCUUCCUAGAAAUUGUAAUUUUACUGAUUCUGUUAUGUGCAAUAAAGUUGAAAUAAAAAAAUAAAAAU